Messenger RNA from Alligator mississippiensis (American alligator), 4176 nucleotides. RefSeq names its product PDZ domain containing ring finger 3 (gene PDZRN3). Gene Ontology annotation, biological process: neuromuscular junction development; protein ubiquitination. Gene Ontology annotation, molecular function: zinc ion binding; protein binding; ubiquitin protein ligase activity. The coding region runs from base 84 to 3275 and encodes 1063 amino acids. NCBI's taxonomy places the organism in Eukaryota, Metazoa, Chordata, Crocodylia, Alligatoridae. The record is from RefSeq and is a predicted model, not a curated record. Gene Ontology annotation, cellular component: neuromuscular junction. The transcript has 10 exons.
GCCUCGGCAGCAGCAGCAGCAGCAGCAGCCUCUGCCGCCGCCGUGUCCUGCCCCAGCAGCAGCGGCAGCGGUGCGCCGGCGGGAUGGGCUUCGAGCUGGAGCGCUUCGACGGCGACGUGGACCCGGCGCUGCAGUGCGACCUGUGCCACAAGGUGCUGGAGGACCCGCUGACCACGCCGUGCGGCCACGUCUUCUGCGCCGGCUGCGUGCUGCCUUGGGCCGUGCAGCAGGGCAGCUGCCCCGCGCGCUGCCGGCGCCUGUCGGCCAAGGAGCUGCACCACGUCGCGCCGCUCAAGAGCCUCAUCCUCAAGCUGGACAUCCAGUGCGAGCACCGCGCGCGCGGCUGCCCGGCCGUGGUGCCGCUGCAGCAGCUGGCGGCGCACGUCGAGGCGUGCGGCUUCGCCCCCGCCCGCUGCCGCCACCCGGGCUGCGCCGCCGUGCUGGACCGGCGCGACGUGGAGGCGCACAUGCGGGAGCGCUGCGAGGCGCGCGCGGCGGGGCCGUGCGAGCGCGGCUGCGGCUUGGUGCUCACCCACGGCGAGCGCCGCGCCGGCGGGCACUGCUGCGUGACGGCGCUGCAGGGCCACGGCGCCGGGCUGCAGGCGCGCCUGGCCGCGCUCGACAAGGAGCUCAAGAAGGCGGCGCUGCGCGCCGGCAAGCGCGAGCAGGCGCUGCGGGCCCGGCUGGCGGCCGCGCAGCUCGAGCUCCAGGUCACGGCGCUGCGCUACCAGAAGAAGUUCACCGAGUACAGCGCCCGGCUCCGCUCGCUCGGCGCCGCCCGCUGCCUGCCCGCGCCCGACAAGGGUGAAGAAACUAAAGCACUGACCCUCGUCCUUCAUCGUGACUCUGGAUCUCUUGGAUUUAAUAUUAUUGGUGGCCGACCGUGUAUGGACAAUCAAGACGGCUCCUCCAGCGAAGGAAUUUUUGUAUCAAAAAUAGUCGACAGUGGGCCCGCUGCUAAAGAAGGAGGGCUGCAAAUUCACGACAGGAUUAUUGAGGUGAACGGAAAGGAUUUAUCCAAAGCAACGCACGAGCAGGCAGUGGAAGCCUUCAAAACGGCGAAGGAGCCCAUCGUGGUACAGGUCCUGAGGAGAACGCCACGCACCAAGAUCUUCAGCUCUUCUCAUGAGUCUCAGCUGGUCGACAUGGGCACUCAGACUGAUAUCACCUUUGAACACAUCAUGGCUCUCACCAAGAUGGGAUCCCCUACUCCACCAGUCUCGGUGUUAGAUCCAUACCUCUUACCAGAAGACCAUUCAUCAGUGCAUGAAUUCUACGACCCGAAUGACUACAUGGGAGGCAUUCAUCAAGAAAUGGACAGAGAGGAGUUGGAAUUAGAGGAGGUGGACUUGCAUCGAGCGAACAGCCAGGACAAGCUCGGCCUUACUGUCUGUUAUAGGACCGAUGACGAAGAUGACAUUGGUAUUUAUGUAAGCGAGAUCGAUCCCAACAGUAUUGCUGCAAAAGAUGGUCGUCUACGAGAGGGAGAUCGCAUUAUUCAAAUUAAUGGCAUAGAAGUACAGAACCGAGAGGAAGCUGUGGCACUCCUCACCAGUGAAGAAAGCAAGAAUGUCUCCUUACUUGUAGCAAGGCCAGAAAUUCAGCUGGAUGAAGGCUGGAUGGAUGAUGACAGAAAUGAUUUUCUGGAUGACUUGCACAUGGACAUGCUAGAGGAACAGCACCACCAAGCAAUGCAAUUUACUGCCAGCAUACUUCAGCAGAAGAAGCACGACGAAGAUGGAGGUACCACGGACACUGCAACGAUUUUAUCCAACCAGCACGAGAAGGACAGCGGUGUGGGACGUACAGAUGACAGCACUCGCAAUGACGAGAGCUCAGAGCAAGAGAACAACGCCGACGAUCACACAACUUCCUCUAACACUUUAGGGAGCCAGAAGAAGCUGCCGUACAGUCACGACACGCUUGGAAGCGGCGAUAUGCCAUUCAGCAACGAAUCGUUUAUCUCGGCUGAUUGCACAGACGCCGAUUUCCUUGGCAUCCCGGUAGAUGAGUGCGAGAGGUUCCGGGAACUACUGGAACUCAAGUGUCAAGUCAAGUCUGGCAACCCCUACAGCCUCUAUUAUCACAACAGUGCCCUGGAUAUGAGCAAAAGCGACCAAGAGAGCGUCGACAGAGAGCUGGAGAUGCUGAACGAGGAGCUGCGGAACAUCGAGUUGGAGUGUCUGAACAUCGUGAGAGCUCAUAAAAUGCAACAGCUGAAAGAGCAAUACCGAGAGCCCUGGAUGCUCCAUAACAGCGGGUUCCGCAACUACAACACGAGCAUCGACCUGCGCAGACACGAGCUCUCCGACAUUACAGAGCUCCCGGAGAAAUCCGACAAGGAUAGCUCGAGUGCGUAUAACACUGGGGAAAGCUGCCGAAGUACACCGCUCACACUAGAGAUUUCUCCUGACAAUUCACUGCGCAGAAUUGCAGAAGGAACCAAUUGCCAAGGCAGCGAGGGGGCAACUGCAUACAAUGCCGCCCAGAAGAAUUUGCUACCUAGCUCAGAAAGUCAUGAAUCCAGCGCUGCUAAGUAUCACUCGUCUCCUAAAGAUCCUGACCUUGACAAGCAGCUGGAAAGCAAGGACAGAAAAAACAGCGAUGGAAGCAAAAGCCCAACUCACUCUCAAAAACCAGGUGGCUCCUACAUCUCCCCGUAUCAUCACUCUCCGUACAAGCAUGCUCAUAUCCCUGCCCAUGCACAGCACUAUCAGAGCUACAUGCAGCUGAUUCAACAGAAAUCAGCUGUGGAAUAUGCACAGAGCCAAAUGAGCCUGGUCAGCAUGUGCAAAGACUUGAAUUCGUCAAGCCAGAGCGAGCCCAGGAUGGAAUGGAAAGUCAAGGUCAGGAGCGAUGGGACCCGCUACAUUACGAAGAGGCCGGUCAGGGACAGACUGCUGAGAGAGCGUGCCAUCAAGAUUAAGGAAGAGCGCAGCGGUAUGACUACGGAUGACGAUGCGAUAAGUGAAAUGAAGAUGGGCCGUUACUGGAGCAAGGAGGAACGGAAGCAGCAUUUGGUGAAAGCGAAGGAGCAGAGGCGAAGGCGAGAGUUCAUGAUGCAGAGCAGGUUGGAUUGUUUAAAGGAACAGCAAGGUGCAGAAGAGAAGAAGGAAAUGAAUAUCAUUGAACUGAGCCACAAAAAAAUGAUGAAGAAAAGAAAUAAAAAGAUAUUUGACAACUGGAUGACAAUCCAAGAACUGUUAACCCAUGGCACAAAGUCACCCGACGGCACAAGAGUGUACAAUUCCUUCCUGUCAGUGACUACUGUAUAAUCUCCAUUGCUGAAUUAUGUACAUAAAACACUACCAUUGGGGUAGAAUUCACUGCCUCGUUCAAUGUGGCAAGUUUUUUGUAUAUAAGAUACAGUCAUCCACUUUAUAGUUCAAGUACUGAACUCUACAACUCUGGGCGCUGACACUCUGUUGGAGAGCGGAGAGAAAGCUCACCCGUCUUCUUCAAAGGCAAUAUUAACAGACCCUUUUGGAAUACUGAUUGUACUUUUUAUUUUAUUUUUUCUUGUUACCAUUUACAUGAAGUGUUUUAAUAUCAGCAAAUGUAUUACCCAUACUUACACAGGUAAUUUGCUUUUAACCUAUAUUCAUAUUAAAAAGUUACACAUGCUUUUCUUUGCCUAAACACAAAAGCAACUGCAAAUAUGUAAUUUUUUUUUUUUUUGUGAAACCAUAUUUUGUGAUAUUACUUUGCUGUUGUGUCCUUUGGCGCACAGUGCUGUUUAUCAAUAUUUAGCUCAAGGUUUAAGCUCAAAACUAUUGAAUUCCUGAUAGAGUCAGUCUCCUGUAAUAUUUAACAUUUAUCAAAACAGCAGUCUUUUAGAGUUAGGAUCAGCAUUUAAACAUUUUUCUUUGUGAGGUUUCUAAAGGAAGUAUAUCGGUUUCAUCUGAAAGGCCUGAAGCAAAGUACAGUAUACUGCAGCUUUAAAGGAUUUUAAAGCAUGUUUGCAAAUGUUGCGACCUGUUGAAAGAAUGUGCAUGUACAGCCGAUUUGUUUAUAUAAAACAGUUUGUGUAAUUUGAAAAGCCCAUGGUAGUACCUGUUUGCUUUGUAGAUUUGAAUGUACUGAAUUAUAAAAUCAUGAUUAGUUACACAAAAUCAUGAUUAGUUACAAACAUUAACAAGUAAAUUGAAGUAAAAUAAAUUAUUGUUUUAUAUUUCA